This is a messenger RNA of Abrus precatorius (Indian licorice), 1178 nucleotides long. RefSeq names its product heptahelical transmembrane protein 2-like. Lineage: Eukaryota; Viridiplantae; Streptophyta; Magnoliopsida; Fabales; Fabaceae. The transcript is spliced from 4 exons. Gene Ontology annotation, biological process: response to hormone. Gene Ontology annotation, cellular component: membrane. Bases 65 to 1120 code for a protein of 351 amino acids. Gene Ontology annotation, molecular function: signaling receptor activity. The record is from RefSeq and is a predicted model, not a curated record.
GGAAGAACAAAGAGCCGGCGACAUUCUCGCCGGAAAACGAAUCAGGGUUAGGUUUUCCGGUCCGAUGAUGAACGUUCAUCACCGGAGCGGAAAAAACAAGAAAAGCAGAGCGAUGAUGGCGAAGAAAAAGGAAGAGAGUUUGGGACGGCGAUUGGUGAAGUUCGAGGAGUUGCCGGAGUACCUGAAAGACAACGAAUUCAUCCUAGACCAUUACCGUUCAGAAUGGUCGGUGAAGGAAGCAUUGUGGAGCCUCUUCAUGUGGCACAACGAAACCCUAAACAUUUGGACCCAUUUGAUUGGGUUUCUGAUAUUUGGGGCGAUGACGGUGAUGAGCUUCACGGGCACGAUGGAGAACGAUGGUUUUCUCUGGAAUGUCUUCAGGGCACCCACGAUGAGGUUGCUUACCAACGGAAAGGAGAUCAACGGUUCUGAGUCUCACACCACUCCAUUCCUGAAUUCGUAUUUGAGGCACAUUUUCAUUCAUGAGAUGAGAGAAAGUGGUGCAGAAACAAUUCCUAGAUGGCCGUGGUUCGUUUUCUUAGCUGGAGGAAUGGGGUGUUUGGCUUUCAGUUCUCUUUCUCAUCUUAUGGCAUGUCACUCCAAACGCUUCAACGUGUUUUUUUGGCGUUUAGAUUAUGCAGGGAUUUCUCUUAUGAUAGUGUGUUCCUUCUAUGCUCCAAUUUACUACAUAUUUUUCUGCAAUCCUUACAUAAGGUUAUUCUAUUUGACGUCAAUAACUGUGGUUGGGGUGCUGGCUAUCAUUACCCUUCUUGCCCCCUCACUUUCUUUACCUCACUUACGACACUUGAGAGCAUCUGUAUUCCUCUCCAUGGGCUUUUCAGGUGUCAUUCCCGCAGGUCAUGCUCUUAUAAGCCAUUGGGGCUACCCUCAUGUUCUUGUUGCACUCGGAUAUGAGCUAGCAAUGGCCAUUCUAUAUGGCACAGGUGCUGUGUUUUACGUUACAAGAAUACCAGAACGCUGGAAGCCAGGAGCAUUCGAUAUUGCAGGGCACAGUCAUCAGAUAUUUCAUGUCUUUGUUAUUCUUGGGGCUCUUACACAUACAGCAGCCACCCUAGUCAUAAUGGAAUUUCGACAAGGAUCACCCACCUGCCCAAUUUAGUAGUCAUUAAUUACAUUUCUCAAAGCUUGCAAAUGCCAGUAGUCGUCAGCAUUAUUAU